Messenger RNA from Colletes gigas, 2510 nucleotides. It is a transcript of the gene Ets97D, whose product is annotated as DNA-binding protein Ets97D. Gene Ontology annotation, cellular component: nucleus. Gene Ontology annotation, molecular function: DNA-binding transcription factor activity, RNA polymerase II-specific; sequence-specific DNA binding. Gene Ontology annotation, biological process: regulation of transcription by RNA polymerase II; cell differentiation. Lineage: Eukaryota; Metazoa; Arthropoda; Insecta; Hymenoptera; Colletidae. The record is from RefSeq and is a predicted model, not a curated record. The transcript has 6 exons. Bases 154 to 1431 code for a protein of 425 amino acids.
UUAGCACGUAUAAGUGUUGUACUUUUUGAACAAGUUUAAUAAAUUGUUAUUUUAUUAUUGUUAAACUUCUUGUCAAUUUUUCUGUAGUAAUUCUGAAAUUCCCUAGCGAGAUCGCUACAACCUGUUAAAAAUUGACAAUUACGCUCGAUUCUCAUGGAUCUGGGUGGCAGACAAAAAGGUUUGGAUAAAAGUUUUGACACCGACGAUGAUUCUGAUUAUGCCAUGAUAAAACGCAUCAAAAUGGAGCCUGAAGCUAUGUUGUCUCAAGAAGACGAUAUAAUGGCUCAGUUGCAACAAGAGAGUUCAGAUCUAGAAGUAGAGCCAAGCUUUGCAUUGGAAGGUACAACAAAUGGAGAGGAUUGCAAUGAAGGUGUUCUAAUGCAACACAUGGACAUAAGAGAGCCUCUGUCUACCUUGAGAAAUUUAUUAGAACAAAGACUUGGAGUUGAAUUAACCGACUAUUCUUUUUGGUUGCAAGAUGCACAGAUGUUAGAAAGUCACAAAAAUUUAGUUGAUCAGUGCGUACAAGGAGAGGGACUGGUUCAAGUAAAUGUUCAGAUAAAGGCAACGCAAAGGCGUAUUAAUAUAGUGGAUGUUUUGAAGCCUGCGGAGGAUUAUAUAGAGCUGGCAGAAAGUAGCACAUCCACAUCGGCCAACGAAGACAAUAAACGAAACGUUAUAAGAUGGAUGGUCGAUCCGCAGUAUAAAAAGGAACAGGAACGGCUAAAAAUUCCAGCCGAUCCUAAGGAAUGGACCCAGACGCACGUGAAACAUUGGCUUCAGUGGGCCGUUAGACAAUUCAACUUGGCGUCGGUAAGAUUAGUGGAUUGGAACAUUACCGGUCAACAGUUGUGUAAUCUCACCCUAGAAGAGUUUCAGGCAAAAGUGCCUCUCGAUCCGGGAGAAGUCUUUUGGACUCAUUUGGAGUUACUUCGAAAGUGUAAAUUCGUCGCCGUCGUACAAAAGGACUUGCCUACGGAAAAUAACGUGGACAAGUCCAUAAAAGUACGAAAUCAAAAAACCGCUAAAGCAAAACCGGUUCCUCUCGAAAAUAUUGAUUCCACGCCCAUUACAGUAGCCACCUCCAGUCGAACGGUUAACAGCGGCCAAAUACAAUUGUGGCAGUUUCUCUUGGAACUGUUAACUGAUCGGGAACACAGAGGCGCCAUUCAGUGGGUGGGAGCAGAGGGUGAAUUCAAGCUAAAUCAACCCGAGGCGGUCGCGCAACUUUGGGGAGCACGUAAAAACAAACCGUCGAUGAAUUAUGAAAAAUUAAGUCGCGCGUUACGGUAUUAUUACGACGGUGAUAUGAUCUCUAAGGUUCACGGGAAACGAUUUGUGUACAAAUUCGUGUGUGACCUCAAGCAGGUUUUGGGUUACUCAGCCGCCGAACUGAGUCGACUGGUCGAAGAAGGCAGACGAUAUUUUUGAUGUAAUGCUAUUCUUUUAUCGUUAUAACGACCUUCGUCAUGCUCCCAAACUAUUUUCCAUCGACCAUUGUACAUAUUCGAUAGAAAUUAUACGAUAUCAGAUGUUUAACAAAAAAAACCAGAGUAUCGAUUAUUGUUGAGACAAUCUAAUGUGCAUCGAAAUACAGACUUACGGUAAGUUCACAGAGUCGUGUCACCGGAUGUGAACAAAAAAUGCGGACACGCUAGUCAAUUGUUAAUCCCAGAAUUAAUUCUAUCGAAAUGAUGCGUAAAUAAAAUAUUAUGUUACAUCGAACAUAUGUUCGGAAAAGUUGAAAACAAAUUUUGGCGAUUGGAUUAUGUAUUAAUAUCAGCGACAGAAAUUUGAAGUUGAGUACAGAGUCAGAUUCUGAAUAAAGAAAUACUAAUAUUUUAUUAACUACACGUUUCUCACGAAAAUUGUUACCUGCUGUUUUUGUGUGAAUUUCAAUAUCUCCCUAAUUGUUUUUCGACCCGAUAUUUUUAAAUUCAACGUUUUAAAAAUAUUCGAUUUUCGUCAUUAAGCAAACAUUACGAGAAAUAUGGCCCUGUUUUGACAGAACGCCGGCACAUGUAUUUAUUUGUCUGAUGGCUCGACUGUCGACAAACUUCAGUUUUUUAUUAGUGGCCCUACAUACCAAAUAAGAAUGAGACUGAAUGACGGGGCGAGACUUUGAGAUUGAAUAUGCAAAAGAUAGUUGGGGUUGUAACAUUUUUUAUACUAGCUGAGCUUGUGUACCUCUUUAACGACAGUAAAAUUUAAUACUAUUUCUAUCUAUCAAUAAUAUCUUGGUAUUUAGUGCAUAAAUACAGACUAAUACAAAAAUGUUUACUUUUUUUAAAUUACUUACACUGUCGCUGUAAAACCAUCACCAUGGAUUCCAGAAUUAUACACUGUAGUGUAGAGUACUUCAAUGAAUAACAUUCUUUCUACAUUGUAAUUUCAAGGUUCUCAGCAGACUUCAAUAUGUAGUUACAGCACUUACCACCAGAGGAAUAUGCAAUUUCUUAACCCUGUAACUGCAAAAGUCGUAUUUAUACGUUUUCAUAGGUUCACUAAUA